Molecule: messenger RNA, 2228 nt
Organism: Spea bombifrons (plains spadefoot toad)
Lineage: Eukaryota; Metazoa; Chordata; Amphibia; Anura; Pelobatidae
Gene: RSRC2
Product: arginine and serine rich coiled-coil 2
Exons: 10
Coding region: 154-1386 (410 amino acids)
Source: RefSeq, a predicted model, not a curated record
GUCCGGCUGCUUCCUUUGUGUCUCAUCGUACGGGAUUGCGAGCCCCACCCGCCGCGGUCUGUGGUUGUAUCUUGUGUUUGUUUUAAUUUGGUUUGUUCGCCUUCUUACAGAGGUGAUCGGUAACAAGAAGGCCAUUGUAUACAUCAGCAACUCAUGGAGUCCAGCGAUGCGGAACAUGACGAGUGCUCCCCAGAGAUGCUUUCACCUCAUUUAGAAAAACCAAUGGAUCAUUGUGACUUAUCAAAAUCCCCCAGGACUUCAAAACAUCAUUAUUCAAGAUCACGCUCGCGUUCAAGGGAGCACAAACGAAAGACCGAUUAUGAUGGGAAGAAACACAGGAGUCGGAGCAGAAGCAAAGAGGGAAGAAGACACGAGUCUAGAGAUAAGUCAUCCAAGAAACAUAGGUCUGAUGACCACAUUGAUAAAGAACAUUCUGAAAAAAUGAGGGAGAGACUCAGUUCAUCUGAAAAUGGGGAGGAGAGGCACCGGCGAAAAGAAAAGAAGUCAUCCAAGGGGAGAAGUUAUUCCAGAUCUCGAUCACGUGAAAGGCGUCAUCGUAGUAAAAGCCGUGAGAAAAAAAGGUCACGUUCGAGGAGUAAGGAAAGGAGAAGACGCCCACGCACUCGUUCAAAUUCCAGAUCCAGACACCGGCAUCGAAGCAAGAGCCGCAGCAGAAGCAGAGAAAAAAAGAAAAGAAUUGAAAAACCUCGACGACACAGUAGGAGUCUAAGCCGGUCGGCAAGUCCCCCAGUUUUCCGAGGCCGAAACACUGCAAUGGAUGCACAGGAAGCCCUAGCAAGACGAUUGGAAAGAGCAAAAAAACUUCAGGAACAACGGGAAAAAGAAAUGGUUGAAAAACAGAAACAGCAAGAAAUUGCAGGAGUGGCAGCCGCAGGUGGUGGAUCUGUCAUCAAUGUGGCAGCUUUAUUGGCCUCAGGAACACAAGUUACUCCUCAGAUUGCAAUGGCAGCGCAGAUGGCCGCACUGCAAGCCAAGGCUCUAGCAGAAACCGGUAUCUCUGUUCCCAGCUAUUACAAUCCAACGGCUGUAAAUCCAAUGAGAUUUGCAGAACAAGAAAAAAAACGAAAAAUGCUUUGGCAAGGCAAAAAGGAAGGGGAUAAAUCUCAAACUGCAGAAAUUUGGGAGAAGCUAAAUUUUGGAAACAAGGACCAAAAUGUUAAAUUUAGGAAAUUAAUGGGCAUAAAGAAUGAAGAAGAGGCUGGUACCAGUAGAGCUGACCCCGAAAGUUUCAAAACCCUUAAGCAGCAAGAAGAAGUUUUUCGAAACCUUGAUGCACAGUAUGAAAUGGCAAGAUCGCAAACCCAUACGCAAAGGGGGAUGGGUCUGGGCUUCACAUCGUCAAUGCGAGGAAUGGAUACAGUGUGAAAACGGGAUGGGGAGUUUUAAAACAGUCUUUACCACUCUGGACUUGUCAAUAAUUCAUGUUCUUGUAUUUAAAAAGCUGGACUUCUAGCUUGCAUGGAUGUUGCAUUGACUUUAACUUAUUGAAAGAACAUUCAUUUUGUAAAUAUAUCCGUGAUUCUGGUGUUAGUGGCGAUUAUAUCAGUUUUCAUUACAGUUAAAAUGUCAAUAGGAAACUUAUUUUAGUUUAGAACUUUCUACUUAACACAAAUGUCAAAUAGAAGGAGAUACCAAGGUGUGUUCGUUGAGUUGUGUGUCCUGUCAUACUUGUUUAAACAGGUUUAAUGUCAUCUCUAAAGAACUUUUGGAAUGUCACAUAAAAGAAAGUGAUCCAGAACAUGCCCGGAUGUUAAUAAAAUUUGUUUAUUCUGUUUAUUAGUGUUUUAGAUACGUGUAUAUUCUGGAAUUAUUAAUUUUUCUUUUUAAACUCAUGUGAAAGUCAUCUUAAGAACUGACAUCUUAAUGAAACCUGAAAGCCCAAACUCCAGGGGUUUAUGGUUAGCUUUAGUGUAUUAUCUGUUACUAGAGAAAUGGUAACAUGUUUCUUCAAAGAAGCUGCAAGACAGAAGCAAAGAUUUCCAUAUCAUUUUGAUAUACCAAGAAAGAUUUUAUAGCCUCAUUUCUGUACAUAGGUUUGUUUUGCCGCGGCAAAUUCUCAGUUAACCAUAUUUGGUUAGCUUUUGCUACUUUAUUACAUAUUGUAAAUUGUUGUUGCAAACACAUUCUAUUGCUGAUGGUGUGAAUAUAUAACUCCAUGCUCAUAGAGUUCUGUACAAUAAAACAAUACAUUGCUCAUUCUAUACAAA